Procambarus clarkii (red swamp crayfish) is the source of this 6516-nucleotide messenger RNA. RefSeq names its product nucleolus and neural progenitor protein. Lineage: Eukaryota; Metazoa; Arthropoda; Malacostraca; Decapoda; Cambaridae. Gene Ontology annotation, biological process: positive regulation of Notch signaling pathway. Gene Ontology annotation, cellular component: nucleus. The record is from RefSeq and is a predicted model, not a curated record.
CGUAGCGUAGCCGUCGCCUGUAUCAAGGUCCGUGUCGUAGCCGUUGCCCGUGCCAUGGUCCGUGCCAGCGGCCGGGGUCUGUGGUUAAAUACAUGUAAUUUACCGCAAGUUACAGGGAAUGGAAGUGUGGAACAGGCGCGAGGUGGUGCGCCCGCCCUCCUGCACCCUUCGGUACACUUCGAAGGAGAGGCAGAGGGAGAACUUUGAUAUGUGUGUACAAGCCUUGCUUGAAGGCAUCCUUUGUGGUCAUGCUGUCUUGUGUGAUAAAGAAGUAUCUUGGUCUUUCCUGCGUGAGGUUGCCAUUCUCACCACAUCUCUCUUUCAAAAUGGUCGACAUCGUACAGAGAAGUUUUACAAGGCUUUGAAGAAGGUGGAGAAGUGUUCAGAGAGGUGGAAGGAGUUUAAUCUUGGGGAAAUUUUAGUUGAUCUCCGUCAGUUGAUGCCAGCUAUUCCCCCUACCCACAAGUGUGUCCGUAUGCCAUCUAAACAAAUGUUUGAUUACCUGCUUAUAAAAAUAUUAGGAGGCUUCCAUCUUCUCCUUGGUUUAGAUGGAUACUGUAGAGAGGCUGCCGGCUAUCUCGUCUCCAAGAUUUCAUCUGGUCAUUUUUUCAGCACAGCGAUGGCUUUUUUAGCUAAUGUUGCAAGAAUAAGGGCUCUUGCACUUGACUUGUCGGGACAACUGGCAAAAGUGUAUGAUGACAUCUUUCCUUGGAUAGAACACCUGAAAAGUAGCAGUACACCUUGUUUAGCAAUUAAAGGUUCUCUGCCUUCAAAGCUUUCCGACAGUCUACAGCAGUAUUCCAGUUCAUUAGAUGAAAAUAGCAAUUCCAUGCUUACUGAGGAUACUCCCAAAGUUAUGAAUUUUUCACACAAGUUAAACAUCUUCAAAAAGGAAGACAAAAAUGUUGACACAAAUUUCUGUUGCUAUGAACUGUCAGAAAGUAAGGACGAUUUAAGGAAAGCUACACAAUCUGAAAGGUUUUUAAACAAGGAAGUCAAACUUGCAGAAAAUGUCAAGGUUCCUGCCCCAUUAGAGUGUCUUGAAGAUAUUGGUGUGUGCAUAAAUGAUGAUAACCAAAUUAUGAAGCGUUCCAGUAAUGUUAAUAACAAUGCCAGUAAACGAAAGAAAGUCACCGAUAGCUCAGGCAUGUGUAAACCAGGAAUGAUGGUAGUGAGGUGUAAUAAUUCUGGAACUGAUAAUUUUUUGAAUGUCGGUGUAGAAAAGAAUUCGUCCAAGCUCAAAAGAAAGAGGGAGGCAGUAGAUCCAGCAAACAACAAGAAAAAUAAGACUAAUAUUGGUCCCCACUGCAAGUUGAAUAUGGAAGACAACAACAUUACUCCAACUUUUUUUAGACAUUAUCUGAGUGUCAAUAAAAAAAUAAAGAAAAUUAAUUGCAUUGAAGAUAUGAGUAGUUUUCUAAAACAGGAAAAAGAGAGAAGAUGCAAGAAAGACAGUAAUAGAAUUUCAAUACUGCUGAGGGAGGAGGACUGGAUUAUGAUGGUCAAAUCCAUGAAAUCCAAACUGAAAAAAAAUGAGGAAUUGAGAGAGAGUGUGAGUGCUUCAAAUGGAAAUCUUGAUGUGAACACAUUGAUGAAAAAGGUAAAGAUCAGAUUAAAAUUUUGGUUAUUAUUCCCAGAGCUAAAGGGUGAAAAGCCUGAGAAUUGGAAAAGUAUGUUGUGUGAUAUAAAGAAUGGUACAAACAAUUGACGUGAUGUAUUAACAAGACAUGAUGACCUAUUAUCUAUGUCUGAUGUAUAUGUCACAGCAAAUUAGGGUAAGGAGCUUUAUAAGAAUGACUUUGGCACAAAUAUAAACAAUUUAUUUAGUAAUUGUCAUUUGGUCUUUGAUAGUUCACUCUUAGGGUGAAAUCUUGUUUUUGUUGAGGUAUGAACAAAUCUACAAGGACAGUGAUGAGGGUUCAACCCUACGUCCGGGAUGAUGUAAUAAAAGUAUGUUGGUGGGUCUCUUCUCUCUUGCUUGCAUUUGUGCUUAGCAAUUUUAUACAUUUUAAAAGUAAACAGUUUCACUAAAAGCAAAAAAAAAAAAAAAUACCAUCUGAUAUAUUUAGGGGAUAGGUAACAUGAUUUUAUUAAUGUACAAAAUUAAUGCCCCUUUUUUUUAUAAUAAAAUUAUAUUUAUUAUGUGUGCUGUGCUUCUCUUCCCUGAGCUCGGCUCUUAUUCUUAGUGGUAACUGUUUGCUGGUCAAUUUCCCAUUUAUUGUGUUCUCAGGGCUCUUGUCCUCGCUUUUGGAGUUGGUUUGGUAGGAUUGACCCUUGACCCUUGCCUCCAUCGGGUCACUGUGGAGUGGGUGGUGUCUGUCGUGAUUAAAACGACUUCAUCUCUUUGUUGGGUGUCUCAUCUUUUCCCAGUUCUGAAAUGGGCCUUGGUAGAGCUCCACUUCAUCCUUGAUCUUUUGGGGUUGAAAGCAUUUGUCCCCCUUCCCCACUUUCAGCAUGACCACUCUUGCCCAGGUUUGCCUUGUGUUCAUAGGCCUGGACCUGGAUGGUCUCUGGACCUAUAGAUGCUUAUUGGCAUGUCCCCAUACAUCUGAGGUUCAGAGAUUGAUUAGGUUUCUUCAUGCAGAACCAAGCAUCCCACUUUAGCAUCCUUCCUUUUGGCUCGAAUCUGGCUUCACAUGUGUUAAUCAGAUUGGCUCCGGUCAUGGUGGUCUCUGUUUUCUGCGAAUUCAUGUUAUGGCCUACUUCAUGACUGACUGGUGUGGGUCUCCAAGUCAGUCUUGUGUCUACUAGCCCGGUAUCUGGUUCUCUCCCAGCUUGCCGGGUUCAGGUUCCUGAUGAAUUGAAUGAAGACCAGACCACACACUAGAAAGUGAAGGGACGAUGAUGUUUCAGUUUGUUCUGGACCAUUCUCGAGUCGGUUGUGGUCCAGGACGGACCGAAAUGUCGUCGUCACUUCACUUUCUAGUGUGUGGUCUGGUCAACAUACUUCAGCCACAUUAUUGUGACUCAUAACCUGCAACUGAAUGAAGUCCCAGUUGCUUUUGACUGCGGUUUGAACUUGGCUGGGCCUUGUGUAGAACUUUCGGUUAGUGUUGUUUUCCUUUGCUCUGGCUGCAUUGCAGCGCCUUUCUGAUGUAGAGGCAGCCCUGAACGACUGUGUGUUAUAUUGAGCAGCUGUGCAGGAUUGGGCCCCAAUCACCCUUCAGCUGCUGCAUUGUCAGCUUCCUUGGUGCCUUCCUCUGAUGUUGCUCGACAAGUUUUCAGAUGCAUCAGCUCUGUUCUAGUGGUUUAUGACCAGCACUCGCCAAACUGGCCAGGGUCUGUUUCGCACAGUAUGGUGCGCGAGUUUGUGGUCACGUGGCAUGCUCUGAAGGGGAUUCUGAUUUCUCCAAGCUCCAUUCGGACUGUUUCCCAGUGAUUCAUUGCCUGAACCAGGGGUAGUGCACAGCUCACCUGCUGGAUUUUCUGGGUUUGGUUCUCCAAACUGUUCACGUCUGGGAAGUGCCGGUUGUUUUCAGUCUCUCGCUUCCUUCCCAUCUCCAAGGAGAGGACUGUCGAUGCUGCCUCUUUCCGCUGGCUUUGUGGUAUGUUCAGAUGCUCGAAAAUAGAUCUGUGUUGGCUUGGAAUUGAUGCCUUCCUCUCUGUGACUUGAUUCCCAGAUCGCAAGGCCCUCACAGUAGAUACUAUUGGCUGGACUGGUUGCAGUGGGUGUUCUUUACCACUUACCCAAAUCCAGCUGUUGUUCUGGGUGCUGGCCCAGUUAAUCCUACUAGGACAAGGUAGUGGUUGUGGCUCCUUGGUGGCUGGCUCAGCCUUGGUUUCAGAUGAUUGUACAGUGUCUGAACCCAAACGUUUUUCCCAUGGCUCUGCCUCUUUCAGAAGAUCAUCCCGGUGAUGUAUUUCGUUUGUUUGAACUUCUCAGCUCUUUGCAUAUGGUCUUUCUGACACAUAUUUAUCACCAUCUAUAUGACAAGCAUUGGAACUGAUUUGGUGUCCCGCCUGCAUUCAUCUUCCCAGUAGCAGACUCAAUUAGGGUGAUGUUUUCGUUCCUGUCUUGGUUGUUUCUUGACUGGCAUCUUGUGCCAAAUAUUGUUGCCUCUUAUGCAACAUUAGUGAAGCUACUACUGCUUGUAUUCAGCAUUGAUGCUAUCUUGGCACUGUUUUGGAAGCUGACUUGUGUAUUGUUUCACAUCCAGUCUUGUCAUGUGCUGCCUGAGCCCUCUUGGUCUCUUGAUUGUCUUCACCUUUCUUUUAGGAUUAGUUUUCCCUUCCGUUUGCAAUUCUUUUUCAAAGUUUUUUUUUUGGCACAUGCUUCUGGUUGUAGGGUUGGUGAGUUUCAUGUUCCCCAGAGGAAUGGUUUUUGUUCUUUUGGUCCUGGGGGGGUGUUAUGGUCUCUUGUAGCUAUCUCCUUUUUAGGCAAAGAAUGAGUCAAGUGAGCUUCUAGAGGGGGUCCUUUGGGCAUUGAUGCUUGAUUAGUUUGGUCAGUGUUGCAUCAUGUGCUGAGCCCGGUGGCAGCUCUUCACCACUACCUUCCUGCCUCUGUGGAUGCUUUGUGUUUAUCAGUCAUCCAGAGUGUCGUAAGUUUAGCCAGCUUGCAGUCUACUAUUGUCCCCAUGAUGUUCGUAAAUAUUGCUGCUCUAGCCGUGAUCUUUGCUAACAUGUCCUUGGCUGAUAUUUAGGUAUGAGGAUUUUGGCACAGAGAGUCCUGGUGGCCCAGUAUGUAGUUAAUGUCUCAUGUCUGUGUCGCUUUGGGCCAUCUCUUAUUGAUUGCCUGCAAUCUUGCCUGUAAUUGCCCUUUCUCCAUAGGUAACUUUAAGGAGUCACAAGCGGCUCUCCAAGAAAACCAGCAUUGAAUGUAAUGAAAUGCCUCUUCUGCACAUUCAACCCUGCUCCUGUGCCAGGCAAGACCACUACAGGCUCACCAUAGUCUCUGCUACUUUGAACUUUUUGUUCAGAGUAGUUGAAUCAAACAACAACCUCUUUCUGGAUGAUCCCUGGUGGCUCCCUGAUCCCCCUCCCUCCCUACCAUGUUUGUCAGUGGAUCGCUCUUCACAUCUGUUCCAGAACUGUCUUGGAAGACUUGGAGUUCUGGCUCCCCAACUUGGUCGGGGAAUGCUAAUAAGUUUGCACUAGUUUCAAGAUUUUCAAUCAUUCGUUUACAUUAUUUAGGUUGAGUUCACUUGGCAGUUUUGAAGCUUUGGUCUCUAAACCCAGCAGUGGUCUGUACUGGUUCAGACUUUCCUGGAGGGGUACCAAAUUGUUACCUGCUCUGCAAGAGGUGGGGCCAGGUUUUGGCUCUGGUCUCAGAUAGUCCAAACAGAACUUCAUAGCUGAUGACAUAAUAGUAGGGAGCUGCCCAGGAAAAGGCAUGUUAUUACCUUCAUUACUAGGUUUUUCAACAUGGGUAAAUUAUCCAACACCAGUGUAAGGACCUCCUUUCUCUUGCCCAAGCCUAGACACCCAAACCUACCUCCAAGGGUGACCCCUCCCUCAGGUGGUCUAAUGACCAGAAUAGGAACCAUACGUAGGUUUCUUUGCAUGUUCAACACAGAGAGAAGGGGCUAAGGCAACUCCUCACUGGCCCAAGGGAGCCGGUGUAGUGUGAGCCCCCUCAUCACUACACGGUGAAACUCUUGAGGGAGACCCCUGCAAGAAGUAAGGCAGUUGCUGUACAGACAGAAGUUAAAGUUUUGAGUAGCUUACUAAUCAGGGAACAUAUACCAUUUUAGCAGCCAUGUUUACCUUUUCUAGCAUUAAUAGAAUGCAUUAGUACACUUAACUGUGCCUAGAAGUUAUUCAUUGCUGUAAUUAUUUUCUUGGCAAGCAGAAUAUUCAUUAUAUCGAGGACGCUUGUCUCCUCCCACAGAUUUAGUGCUUCACGUAGGGUUUUAAAUGUCUAUACAGCAUUUUAAAAUCAAUAACAUUUUAAUAUUUCAAAAUACGUGUACGAGUUUCUACGAGUUUCUUAAUUUGAUUGUGCAAGGAACAAAUUUUUCAUAUAAAGUUGCCAUUCACACAGCUCUGAUGUGACAAUAUCUAGAAAUGGGAAAAGGUAUGAAGGUAAAGAUUUGGCAGGAGGGCAAGGAGGAAUGCAUCUGUAGCAAGACAGAUUGCAAUAUUCUUGAGGGGUAUUUAACAUAACUGGGAUACUGAAACAUUUUCUAUUUUUUAGAUAAUGGGAAUUCAAAACCCAUUAAAUAUUUAAUUGGGAAACUGCCCAAAUAAUUUUAAUAGGCACGGGUUAUUAAACUUGCAAUACGAAGAGGAAAUAAAAGUUCGUUUUUUACCAAAAAACCAUUAUUUUAUUAUGAACAAGUUCACACUGCUAUCGUUAGCCAAAAAUACAGACACUUACAAAGGCUGUGUGUGGCCUGGCAAGCUCCACAAGGGCUUCACAGAAAUUAUGCCACAGCUGUGCUACCAGGAGCCUCAUGCAAUGACACAUGGGCCACCUAGUGCAACUACAACGCAUGGGCCACCAAUGCAACAAUGACGAGCUGGCCACUAAACACGCGUGGCCAAAUCUGAGGGCUUGACCAGGAAACUGUCUCGGGA